Molecule: messenger RNA, 1640 nt
Organism: Protomyces lactucae-debilis
Lineage: Eukaryota; Fungi; Ascomycota; Taphrinomycetes; Taphrinales; Protomycetaceae
Product: CTLH/CRA C-terminal to lish motif domain-containing protein
Exons: 2
Coding region: 272-1465 (397 amino acids)
Biological process (GO): proteasome-mediated ubiquitin-dependent protein catabolic process
Cellular component (GO): nucleus; cytoplasm; GID complex
Molecular function (GO): ubiquitin protein ligase activity
Source: RefSeq, a predicted model, not a curated record
GCAGCAGCUCAGGGACCGGUAUGAGGAGGAGCGACAAGCAUCGAUGAAGGAGGCAGAGCAGCGCAAGCAAGAGAUGCAGAGCCAGGCACAAGCGAUGCCUGCUCUCCCAGAGAAGCGCAAGUCUCGGCGUCUGCGUGCAGGCGAUGAUGGCGUUGAGCUGCUGGGGACGAUCGAGGAGGUGGAGGAUGCAGCGAAAUUGCAGGCGAGACACGAAGACGACGACGACGAGGACGACUAAAGACUACUGCUACAUAUUACUCUCUAUUAAGCUAUGGAUGACUUUGUGCUGGAGUCACCGCUGCUCAAGCUACCACUUGAAGCGCUCAAGACAAGCCUCAAGCAGCAGCAGAAGCUCGUUGAGCGCGACACGGCCUGGUUGACGCAACAAGCUGCUGAGCCAUGCACACCUGCAACGCUCGAUAAGAUGGUCACGCGCCUAGAACAGCUGAAGCAGAAGCUUGUUGAUAUGAAACAGGAAGACGGCGCACGUAUUGCACAGAGCCGCGCACGCUUAGCGCAUCUUGAGCAACCACCUGAUGUGCUGGCCUCGCAACGACUCGAUCGACUUGUUGCUGAUUAUAUGCUACGACGCGGUUGUUUGCAAGGCAGCACGCACUAUGCGCAGCGUCAUAACGUGACUCCGUUGAUCGACGCGGAUGUCUUUGCAAGAGUCGCAGAAGUCGCUUCAGCGUUACGUGGCGGACAUGCAGCAGCCUGCUUGAGUUGGUGCAACGACCACAAGACAACGCUUCGCAAGCGGGGUAGUACACUUGAGUUUUCACUAAGACGACAAGAGUUUGUUGAGUUAUGUCGCGUUGGUGCGUAUGCCCAAGCGAUUGAGUAUGCACGCAAGCACUUCCCGCCUCAUCGGAGCGUGCAUGGUAGUCAGAUCAAUGCCGUUUGUGCAUUGCUCUGUCACCGACCUGACACGACACUGGAGCCUUACCGGACACUCUAUGCUGCUGAUCAGUGGCAUGUCCUGGCUGCGCUAUUUGUGCAAACCCACCACGACCUCUACAACAUCCCCGUGCAUGCACCCCUAGAAAUUGCCCUGUCAUCAGGUAUGGCAGCCCUCAAGACGCCAGCAUGUGCAGAAGCCCUGAAACACCACAAGACACAGCCCUUGACCUUGGAUACCUGGCUGGUUGAUGCAGGACAAGCCCAAGGCAACCCAAAGACGAAUACGCGACACGUCUGUCCGAUUUGUUCACCUGAGCUGCUGCAACUGUCUGCUUCUGUACCCAUUGCAAAAGCAGCACGCUCGCAUCUCGUGGAUGUAUUGGAUCCAGAAGGUGUGCUGGAGGGUGAGAAUGUGCCUGUGGUGUUGCCCAGUGGUCGCUUGUAUGGCCUCCAGAGUCUACGUGCAUACUGUACACGUCAUGGGAUUGCUGCAGAUAAGGUUGUGGAUCCCGCCACGGGGGAGACAUUCGAUGCUGCGACUGUCAGAAAGGCAUUUGUCUUGUAAAUCACUUGACAUCCUUUGUUUCUUCCUUAUUGCGCACGGUGAAGACAUACCAGCGUGCUUCCCUCUCUUCACCUGCACCACCCGUAAACGCACCCGUCUUGCCUGGUCUUGGGUCACCACUCGUUCGACGGUGUUCAUACCCUGGAAACGCGGCACCGACAAAUUGACCACUACG